AAUUAAAAAGAGAUUACAACUGAAAGUAGGUCAGUUUCACUCCAUCUGCCAAUAAAGCAUAUAUCUCUCCAGAAAUCCUUGCAUCUGAAAGUACUUCUUCUUCCCAUCUCCCCAUUUUCCAUAAAUUCCUUCUUCAAAAUCUCUCUCUCUCUCUCUCUCUCUCUCUCUCUCUCAAUAAAAACAAAAGAAAACCAAGAACACUGCAUGCUCUCUUUCUCUGACAUAUUCCACUUUUAACACGUUUGGCUUUUUUCUCCCCUUUUAUCGUUCUCUAAUUAAUAGCAGAAAUGUUACCUCACAACUAAUUUAUUUGUUACAAAAAAUAAGAUGCAAAAGUUUUUAAUACGUCAGCCUGUUUUCUUGUUGCUUUUGUAUUUAUUGAAAAAAGAGGAGCCAUGUUUUUGGUGUAUUGAUUGAGCCAGAAAGCGACGGUGCGUGUCUCUGUGUGUGUGUGUGAAUUCCUUCUUCUCUUCUCUUCUCUUCUUCAAACAGAAAUAUGAAUUCCUCCGCAUCUUUUUAGUUCAAAAACACAAUCAAAGAUUCAAUUUUUAUUCGAAAUUCCAGAGUUUAAUCAUGAGGGCCGGAUUGAGCACGAUUCAGCAGACGCUGACGCCGGAGGCGUCGGCCAUCCUGAGCCAGUCCAUCGCGGAGGCGCGCCGCCGCAACCACGGGCAGACGACGCCGCUGCACGUGGCGGCGGCGCUGCUGUCGUCGCCGUCGGGGUACCUCCGGCAGGCCUGCAUCCGGUCCCACCCGAACUCGAGCCACCCGCUGCAGUGCCGCGCGCUGGAGCUCUGCUUCAGCGUGGCCCUCGAGCGCCUCCCCACGGCGCAGAAGGCGGCGGCGGAGCCGCCCAUCUCCAACGCGCUGAUGGCGGCGCUGAAGCGCGCGCAGGCCCACCAGCGGCGGGGGUGCCCCGAGCAGCAGCAGCAGCCCCUCCUCGCCGUGAAGGUCGAGCUCGACCAGCUCAUCGUCUCCAUCCUCGACGACCCCAGCGUCAGCCGCGUCAUGAGGGAGGCCAGCUUCUCCAGCCCCGCCGUCAAAUCCGCCGUCGAGCACUCCUCCGCCGCCGCCUCCCUCAACUACGCGCCGCCCGCCCUGUUUGCUAAUCCGCCCCCGCUAUCCCACAAUCGGAACGCGUAUCUAAACCCCCGCCUGCAGCCGCCGCCGCCGGAGGCGGCCAAGGUGGUGGAGAUCAUGCGGCGGAGCAAGAAAAGGAACCCAAUUCUCGUCGGGGAUUCGGAGCCGGCGGCGGUGGUGAGGGACUUGCUGAGGAAGGUAGAGAGUCAUGAUGAGAUUUUCAAGAGUGUUAGUGUGGUUUCCAUGGAGAAGGGGAUUUCAAUGGAGGAGUUGGGAGGGUUGAUUGAGGGUAGGGUUAGGAGUGGAGGUGUGAUUCUUGAUUUGGGUGAUCUCAGGUGGGUGGUGGAGCAGCAGGCUGCGGCGGAGGCGGUGGCGGAAAUGGCCAAGUUGGUGGCAAGAUUUAGGGGAGAUGGGAGUAAGCUUUGGUUGAUUGGGACUGCAACUUGUGAGACUUAUUUGAGGUGCCAAGUCUAUCAUUCUACCAUGGAGAAUGAUUGGGAUCUUCAACCUUUGCCUAUGGCUUUGAGAUCAACCCCUUUUCCUAGGUUUGGAGGUGAGAGAUUUUUGAGCAUUCCGGUGGAGGGUGUUCCUCCGGUAGGUAGACGCGUAUCUGAGAGCUCCGAUCCAUCGGAACGAGCCCCCUGCUGCCCUCGGUGUUCCGAAAACUACGACAAGGAGGCAGCCAAGCUCAGGACGCUUCACAGCUCAUUCUCCGAAGCUUCACCGGAAGCAUCUCUGCCACUAUGGUUGCAAAAUGCCAAACUCAAUACUAAUCAAUCCAAGCAGAGGAUUCAAGAAUUGCACAAGAAAUGGAGGGAUAUAUGUUUGCAUCUUCAUCCCAACUUCCAUCACAAUAGCCAUCCUUGCAGACCACUUCCACCAACGCUCUCUACGGCGAGCUUGCAUAGCCGGAACCUCCUCACACGGCCGAGAUCCCACCUUCCGUUGCCCGGCCAGCUCAGCACCGAUCAACCCACUCAUAGCCCUCCGGGGAGUCCUGUGAGGACCGAGCUUGUUCUUGGCCGGAAAGGGGCUGUCUGUGAAGAUCAAGCUAGGGACUUAUUGGGGUGCGUCUCGUCCCAACCACGGGCGAAGCUGCUCGACAAAUUUGCUAGCCCUUUGGAUGCUGAUACGUACAAGAAGCUGCUCAAGGGCCUCAUGGAGAGAGCCUGGUGGCAGGCAGAGGCUGCAUCCACGGUGGCCUCGGCCAUCGCGUGUUGCAAAUCAGGCAAUGGGAGGCGUCGAGGCGCUGCCUCGAGAGGGGAUAUAUGGCUGUUGUUCACAGGCCCUGAUAGAGCUGGGAAGAAGAAGAUGGCAUCGGUGAUUGCUGAGCAGAUUUGUGGGUAUACUCCUAUAAUGAUGUGUCUCGGCACGCGUCGCGAUGAUGAAGAGCCGGAGGCCAACUUCCGAGGCAGAACAGCCGUUGAUCGCGUCGCAGAGGUGGUCCGGAGGAAUCCAUUCUCGGUGAUCGUGCUUCAAGACAUCGACGAGGCAGACGCGCUGGUCUUGGGGAGCAUCAAACGGGCCGUUGAGAGGGGCCGGAUCGCUGAUUCCCACGGCCGUGAGGUCGGCCUUGGCAACGCCGUCUUCAUCCUCACCGGUGAUUGGUCAGCAACGAGUGCUGAAGCUUUGAGAGAUGGUAGAUUUGUGGAUGAAAAGAAGCUUGCCGCCGUAGCCGGUGGCGGUUGGCGGUUAGGGCUUGUCGUGAGGGAGAAAACCGGGAAACGCCGUGCUAGUUGGUUGGGGGGUGACGAUGGUGAUGGUAGGCCGUUGAAGCCGCACAGAGAGGCCGCCCCGUGUGGCCUCUCGUUGGACUUGAAUCUCGCGGCCGGAGACGUGGAGGAUGACCGGACGGACGGCUCUCACAACUCGAGCGACCUCACUAUUGAUCACGAGGAGGAGUUGAGCCAAGUUAGCCACCAUUGCUCUGUCACAUCGGUUCCACAAGACCUUCUCAACAAUGUGGACGAGUCCGUCGUGUUCAAGGCCGUCGACUCGGCCUUUGCUCGGACGGAGAUCAAGAAGGCGAUCGCCACGAAGUUCUCGAUGACGGUGGAUGAAAACUUGUCCCUAGAGAUAGAAGAUGAUGUGCUAGACAAGAUCCUAGGAGGCCUAUGGCAUGAUAGGACCAGCUUGCAGGAAUGGAUUGAGAAAGUUCUAGAACCGAGCUUCGACCGGCUCAAGCCCCGCGUGCCGUCGGCCGGCGUGGUCCGGCUCGUGGCCGAAUCGGACUCCGGGAGCCGGGGCCGGGGCAGGAACGGCGGAGAUUGGUUGCCUAGUAGCAUCUUAGUUUGAAACAUGAAUGGAUGAGUGAGAGUGAUGUUGAAUUGUUAAGGGUACAUAAAUGGUAUUUUCUUGUUUCUGUUGGGUUCAUUUGUAAAUAUAUGAAACUUUUGGGGAGGGGUUUUAGAAUUCGUAGACUUGAACCUUAAAAAGUUGUAAACAGAUAAAAGAAACGGAACUUUUUAGAGUGGGAUGCUGACAGGUUAACGAAUCUUCAACCGCUCUCACAUUUAAAUUAGUAUUAAUAUUAGUAUUAUUUUUUAAUUUA
Messenger RNA from Salvia miltiorrhiza (redroot sage), 3631 nucleotides. Its product is annotated as protein SUPPRESSOR OF MAX2 1-like. The transcript is spliced from 3 exons. The coding region runs from base 574 to 3375 and encodes 933 amino acids. NCBI's taxonomy places the organism in Eukaryota, Viridiplantae, Streptophyta, Magnoliopsida, Lamiales, Lamiaceae. The record is from RefSeq and is a predicted model, not a curated record. Gene Ontology annotation, molecular function: ATP hydrolysis activity; ATP binding.